CUCGGCCUCGGCCCAGGCGCACCCCGCGUCCGCUGACUCACCCCGCGUCCAUUCGCAGGCGCGCGAGAUCGAUCCGUGUGCCUCCCGCGUCCUCUGGCACAACGCACCAUGCGGGUCCUCAUCUUUUGCGUCGGCACCCGAGGUGACGUCGAGCCCUUCAUCGCGCUGGCGCGGGCGGCUGAGGCAGCCGGGCACGACGCUUUGGUCUGUUCGACGCAUGAGCACGAGGACCUCUGCGCACGUUCCAAGGUCUCGUUUGCGUCCGUCGGCGAGUCCAUCGCAGAUGAUCCAGAGAUGUUCAAGAUCGCUUCGACAUCUCUGGCCGCAUUCGAGGCGGGGAAGAUCACUGCCGCCGAGAUGCAGAAGCAGCAAAUGGCCAUGCUGACGACCGUCCUCGGUCGCGUCAGCCUUCCGCAUUCACGGGCCCUCAUGGCGAUUCUGGACGCCGCGGCCUCGGAAGGAAAGCCCUUCGACCUCGCGAUCGCAACCAUACUCGGCCACCGGAGUAUUCAGCCGCACCUUGAAGCUCGUAACCUCGUCUUGAUGCUCGUCGAUCUCCAGCCCAUCUUCCGGACGAACUACGGCAACCUGCCGAUGCAAGGAAGGGCGGAGGGCUUCCUCGGCUCGAACCUGAUGUGGUGGUAUCGCAAGGCCAUAUGGGGCGCAUUCCAGCGACUAGUGUGGGGCGCAUUCCUCAAGAAGAAUGUCAACGAGAGUCGCACGCUCGCGGGCCUUGACACGCUGUCGUACGUCAGCGAGUACUAUGCGCGCAUGCACCGCGCGCCGACGAUUCUGGGCUAUCUUGAGGAGCUCACGCCGACGCCAUACCCGCCAAAAACGAACGAGCUACGCGACGUGCGCGCACAGGGCGUCUUGAUGCUCGACGACCACGCCCGAUCGAAGCGCGAGGCGCUACCCGCCGACCUCGAGGCUUUCCUCGCAGCAGGGCCACCUCCCGUUUACAUUGGCUUUGGCUCGAUGCGCCUCGCCGCGCGCCACGUGACGACGGUCGUGCUGCAGGCAUUUGUCGUCGGCUCGAGCCCCCCCCCCACAUCUUUCCCUUUUUCUCACGUGUGCUGCGCACCGGCUCACGUUUUGCCCGCGUGUGCGCGCAGGCCGUGAAGCAGGCGGGCGGGCGCUGCGUGCUCGCGGCCGGCUGGGCGGAGCUUGGCACGCAUCAGCUCGACCCGGCGUCUGAUGGCACCGCAGAGCUGCUCAGCUUCGCCAAGUCGAGCGUCUUCGAGAUUUCGAGCGUCGACCACCGGAUGCUGCUCCCGCGGUGCGCGAGCGCCGUCUGCCAUGCGGGCGCGGGCACGUUUGCCGCGGUCCUCCUCGCGGGCAUCCCGAUCAUCGCGUGCCCGUUUGCGUUCGAUCAAUUCGAUUUCGCGCGUGCGGGCGUCGGCGCCGGUGUAUCGCCUGGCUUCGCGCCACUCGGCCGACGUGCUUGCAGAUCUCAUCCUCAAGGCGGCCGCCGAGCGGCCGCAGAUGGAGCCCAAUCUCAAGCGCAUCCAGGCGGCCAUGUCGCCGCCCGAUCGAACCGCCAAGGCCGCCGUCGCCGCCAUGGUGGACGUCCUGCGUGAGCACAAGGAGGAGUCGAUGUGGACGCGGCCCGUGCCCGAGGAUAUACAGCCGAUCCGCUUCAGCAUGGGGGACGCCAUGUCCAUGUGCCUGUCGCGUUGAGGCCAACUCGACCACGGGCGGCACGGUCAUGAUGUGCCGGAGCUCAGCCCGCGCGGGCGAUGGAUGGCAUGCUCUUGUCUCGCUCCUAUAGCAGAAACAGUAGGGGGAGGGCUCCCAGGGCUUGGAGUUUUUUCAGUUGCAACCAUUUCGAG
Molecule: messenger RNA, 1832 nt
Organism: Emiliania huxleyi CCMP1516
Lineage: Eukaryota; Haptophyta; Isochrysidales; Noelaerhabdaceae
Product: glycosyltransferase, family 28
Exons: 1
Coding region: 109-1122 (337 amino acids)
Biological process (GO): carbohydrate metabolic process
Molecular function (GO): hexosyltransferase activity
Source: RefSeq, a predicted model, not a curated record